Anarrhichthys ocellatus (wolf-eel) is the source of this 6638-nucleotide messenger RNA. It is a transcript of the gene spata17, whose product is annotated as spermatogenesis associated 17. Gene Ontology annotation, molecular function: calmodulin binding. The coding region runs from base 7 to 1101 and encodes 364 amino acids. The transcript is spliced from 10 exons. Gene Ontology annotation, biological process: establishment of meiotic spindle localization; spindle organization; mitotic cell cycle. Lineage: Eukaryota; Metazoa; Chordata; Actinopteri; Perciformes; Anarhichadidae. Gene Ontology annotation, cellular component: spindle pole. The record is from RefSeq and is a predicted model, not a curated record.
GAAAACAUGGCGGAGCUGCUGAAAAUACAGAGUGAAGUUGAGGAGUUCAAAAAGGAAUACUUCUGCAAAAACAGGCAAGCUGAGGAGAACAGACAAAGGGAAAACCAGGCCGCCACCCGGAUCCAGAGCUGGUUCAGAGCCCGCAAGGUGCAGGCUUACCUCAGCCAUCUGCACAAGAAGGCAAUCAUUAUACAGAAGAUAUGGCGGGGCUUCACAGCAAGGGCACGUUUCAGACAAAUGGUGAAGGCGGCAUAUUUUAUCAUGAAGAUGAAUUUGUACGAGGAGAUGGCGGUCAGGAUACAGCGGAGAUGGAGAGGAUUCUUUGCAAGGAAGAAUGUUCAUAACUUCUACGCACGCAAGAGUUAUCUGAAAGGACUUUCCAGGAAAAAUGAACUUGUCAGGAUGGAGCUGGAUGAACUUGAGGAACUCCAGAAGAGAGAGAGAGACUGUCUGGAGAUGGUGAAAGAGCAGACAGCCAAGGUCUACCAAGCUCACCGGUUACACCACCUCCUCAGUACGAAGCAGUGCCCCGGGGUCUUCAACUCUCCAUUUAGGCCAGCCCCCCAUGAGAUGGAACUACUGCUGAGGCAGGUCAAGUACCAGGCAGCUAUCAGGCGGCCCCACAGGGGCGGGGCUUCUCCCUUGGGUAUGCUUGGCCCAACAGCCCCAAGUUUCGCUGGGACUCUUCGAUCCCCAUGGAUCGAAACCACUGGAACCUACUGUUCCUCCAGGCCUAUUCUGCCCCCCAUUGCCAUCAAGAAACAGCAGGUUCUGUUCAGACAGCCAGGGGAAGUAUGGGAGCAGCGCGUGCAUUGUCCUGACCUGACGUUGCAUCUGCAGACCUCUUACACACACCUGGAGGAGGCCCAGAAUCAGCUUCGACAACGCGAGUCUAGGAACAGGAAGUAUGCUCCACCAUCUGAGCCACAGCAGAAACUCCUCUCCUCAGCCAGCCAACUCAAAGAGCUUCAGGUAGUGGAUUACAUACUUAACCCCAAGAGGAGACUUCCGAGGAGAACGUUUUCAUGCACAAGUAUGGAAAAAUGUACGCGCUUCUAUUUCUGUGCAUACACAUAUGGCUGCGGAAGGAUGUGUGUGUAGCGUAUGUUUGCACGCAUUCUGUGUCUGUAAACCUAUGCAUUUUUUGUUUACAUUCAAUAGUGUUUGUGUUUUUUUUAAGGGAGCACACAGGCUUUCAUGAUCAUUAUUCAAAGUUUUUGAUUCCAGACACACAGAGGUAGACACAUGCACACCAUACUGUCUUAAGUUGUUCGUGCUCAAAUUAUUGCUGUGUGUGUGUGUGUGUGUGUGUGUGUGUGUGUGUGUGUGUGUGUGUGUGUGUGUGUGGUUGAUUAAGGCAAGGGUCCCCAGGGCUCUGCCCCCCUCCCAUCCAUCAGUUUGAACAGGCAACAUAUUGCCUGGGAUGCAAAGACACAGCCAGGGAUAUCAAUUUCAACUGUCUGUGUGUGCUGUCACACACACUCACAUAACUACAUACUGUCAGAUGCACAUAGGUAACCACACGGGGUGUAAUACAUACUGUAACUGACUGAUUUCAGUGCACACACUCAAACACUAAACAUCUGAGGGGAGAGCAGAGGUGAAGGGUGUGUGUGUGUGUGUGUGUGUGUGUGUGUGUGUGUGCGUGUGUGUGUGUGUGUGUGUGUGUGUGUGUGAGGAGGUAGGAUGAGCAAAGGAGGGAAGUUUUUCUUUGUUUUUUCAUCCUUAUCUGCUCCUUGUAAACUUAUUUGGUGACUCCUCAUUGAGUCAAGUUGUUUUUUGCCAAAAGAGGGUUCAUGUUACACUAUCGAAGUAAAGAUUGAUGAAGUAGCAGCAGUAUCAAUAAUAUUUCAUUUUCAGUUAUUUUUUUUUUUUUUAGUAUCAUCCUCACGUGUCUAGCUGUCAAUUCCAUAAGUGUGAAUCCUGUUCUUUACAAAUAAAAUCUUUCAAGCUGUGACCAAAAAUGUAAUAAAUUCAAUUUAGGCAUUCCCUCGGGUAUUGUCAGUUUAUUUAUAGGCCUCCAAACUGUAACCCAUCCAGACCCAGACUGGCCCUGCUUGUCCCAUUAGCCGUGGACACAGCAGCCAGGCCUCUGUGUGUGUGUGUGUGUGUGUGUGUGUGUGUGUGUGUGUGUGUGUGUGUGUGUGUGUGUGUGUGUGUGUGUGUGGAUGUGUACAUGUGGAUCAAUAACCAUCCUAGAGGUGUGGAUAGUGAGGGGCAAGGUGAGGGUCAGGGUUAGCCACCCAGUGUUAGGGAAAUAAGUGGAUAAACAGAUGAGAAAGAGAGCGAGAGAGAUUGAAGUAAAUGAAUUACAGGAGAGAAAUUGAGAGAAAGAGAUAUUGUUUAAAGGUGGGAUUGUUAUUUGAAUAUUUGGAUUGUUUCAUGUUUUAUAGUAAGUACUCCAUCCAGAAACAUGUUUGACAAUUUAUACCCCCUUUUCUCUCUGUGAAAUAUGAAACAUUUAUCAAUUUUUUUGUAUAACUACAUCAAUUUAGUUCACAAAGGGGGUUUAUACAUUUAUAAGUUGCUUGUUUUUGUUUGUAAAUGUAUUUUGAUACAGUAUAUAUAGUGUAUACAUCUAUAUAUACAGUGAUAUAUAGUUUAAAAGAGGUAGGUAAUGAAUUUUUUUCUGUUGUUGAAUUUACACUUUUUUCAACCCAGCUCACAAAUGCAGAAACAUGUUAGGAAUUUUGGGAUUUGGAAAAAAUAAAAUAAAAAUAAGUAUUUAAGUAUUCUAAUGUCAUAUUACUGAUCAUUUCAUUGUUGGAAAGGAAAAUGAAUCAAUAAAGCACUCCACAGAUUCACAGAAAUCUUUAUUUCACGGAGACGUACUGCAGUCUUAAUGCAAGGUGGAAAAUUCCAUUUAUUUUACAGUCAUGCUUUUUUUUUUUGCUGUUUAACUCAUAUUGUCUUCACAGCUGACAAUCUUAUUUUUCCAGUGAUGGCUUCAUCUGUCAACCACACACACACACACACACACACACACCACACUCAGAACAUACGGCGACUACUAGGUUUUGCUCUCUACGUAAUUGAAUCAAAUUCUCCACCAACAAAAAAAAAGGUCUGGCGUCAGCAUCUUCUGUUUCUUUUUGCAUGGCCACUGAUUGUCCUUCCUCCUCCACUCUGUGAACUAUAAUAGUACACAUUGAAUGACUAAACCUUCAGUAAUCACAGAGAUAAAGAUGACAGGAAGUUGUGUUCUCUCUUGCUGUCGUGGCGUCCGUAUCGUUCUCUCUCUCUUUACCUUUCUGCCCCUCUGAUCAUCGCUCUCAUACUUGGAUUUUCCACAUGGCAUAACCAUGUCAAAUGGAGUCCACAGUCACACAUACACACAUCUAUACACAUGCGUGCGCACACAGUCCUAUUGUUAUGAUAAUGGUUUCUGUGUUGUUGGCUUUAGGGUCAGGAAGUCAACAUAAGCUUCUUAAUGGACUGUGAAAUAACCCUAACUGCAUUAACCUCUCAGAUCUCACAUCUCACACACACACUCACACUCACACACAUGUGCGUGCAUUCUCAUACAUAUAAGUGUAUACAUGCAGACACACACACACACACUGCUCCCCCACACAUAAACACGCAGAAGCUCAGAUCAGAUUGGAUUGGUCUUUAAUUGGCGGGGCGAUCACACCUUGAGGAUGUAGAAAAAAAUCCUUCAAUCAGACGGAGUGAUGGAGUGAUGGAGUGAGGGAUGGAGAGGAGGGAGGACGGGAGUAAUGGAUGGAUGAAAAACAAAUGAGCGAGCCUAAAAAGAGGACAAUGUUGUGUCACACAGGACCGCAAAGCUUGUCCUGUGCUUGGACGCACACACACAUUCUCAGGCUUACAUUAAGAUAAUGUGCUGUGCAAAUACUGCUUUGCCUUUUAGAGUGUAUUAGAAAGUGGAUGAUGUUCAAGUGCAAGCUCAGUUGGUAUAAACGGAGCCAGUGAGAGGCUGCCGCGGGCUCAGUUUGACCUUAGCCCAGUGUCAUUCUCCAUAUGCUCUCCUCUAAUACAAUUAUUCCACUGUGUCUUUGCCGUUAUCAAGUGGGAAGCGGAGUCUAUCAGUCUGUCCGUAUAUCUGGCUAUCUAUGCAGAUUUUUUUUGUUUCAGAACUUAUUUACUUUUAAAGUUUUUUCAGGGCUUAGGGUCAAGAACUGCCCGCUAAUUUUACUCUUGAAACAAAUUAAAAAUCCAAAUAUUUUUUAAAUUUUUAAUAUGUAGUAUUGACAACAAGCUUUCAGGACUAAAUCAGUUUCAAAUUUCUCCUCUCCUCUCUUUUCCUCUUCUCCUGUGCCAAAUGGGUGUUUUCCUGAGAGGGGAUCACAAAGGAUUUUGGUGGGGAUUUAGCUCUGUGUCUUAAAUCAGUCUUAAUUUUUGCUCUCUGCCAUUAAAGAGCCGCCAUUAAGCUCCUCUCUUCUCGCCUCAUUUCCCUCUUCCUCUUGUUUCACUUUUUCAAUUUGUGUGAGAGGGGGAGUUCACUCCUCAUAAAAUUUCACUUUGGCCAGCCUAUCAUUUGCAUCUGAGCCAAUAAAUAGCAAUUAGCAUUAACAAUUAAACCAGCCAGUGGAACCGCGGGCAGCUCCCUGAGAUGGCCUGAUGGAUGGGAAGGUGGAUAGGAAGGAAGGGAGGGAAGGUUUAGUGUGUUCGUGUGCGUGUGUGUGUGUGUGUGUGUGUGUUUGUGUGUGGCUACUUACGACAUGAACUCUCACAGGGCGACCCAGUAUCUCUUGCACUUUCAUUUUCUUCCCAAAGCUAAUUUAUCUACUGUCUCAGUGGCCUAAUCACAACACACACACACAUGCACAGACAUGCACUGUGGGCCGAAAUAAGCUGGCACGCCGUUAGCUGCUCAAAUUUUACUUGUUAAUUACACUCAUUAAAUAACAACUGUUUUCGGCACUCCAGCUUAUUUUAUAGUUCUGUUUUUCAGCCGCUCACAGUUUUUCAGAUUCAUUCAUAAAGAUCUGGUGUAAUGAGGACACCGCUGGCCGCAUCAUGUCUGUUGUGUCACAUUGCCUCGCUACUGACGCAUCUUUAGUUGAGACAGAUAUUAUUUAUUUAACACAAGAGGUGUGAUGUUCUGCUUAUUGAUCCCCAAAGGAGAGAUAUGUCAUGAUGUAAAAAGUAUCGCUUUUCCAAGUCGGUGUCUCACUGCAGCUUGAAAAGGAUUGCUACACACAAAAAUACAUUUUUCUUGUAAUUAUAACUUAGAAUCUCAUAAUUGUGAAAUCUUUAAUCUCGGUAUUAAAACAACCAACAUCUUGCACUUCCAAGAGAACUAAAACUAAACAAGACCUUUGCCUGUGACCUUGUCAUCUUUUGAUAUGGAUGUCUGUCAUGAGAUUUCACUCUUAAUUCCAUCAUUUCUCAAAAUUAGAAGGUAAGAAUGUCAUAUUUAUGAGAACAACUUUUUUCCUUUAACGAAUGGAAUGCACUUUUUAUAUGUUUGUAUGUGUGUCUGAUAUGUGUCCAAAUACAAGAAGCAUGCAUGAUUCAGUGCUGCUGACACCCAUGUGCAGGCUGUUGUCUCCAUGUCCGCUAACCGCUGUGCGCACCUCCACUGGGCCCGCGGUGAGAAUAUUGUUGGUGGCUGGUGACGAUCAGUCCAUCUCCAUACAUUAAUCACCACCAAUAGAAAGCCCUGACACAGCAACUACAGCAGUGCCACUGCCCUGCCUAACAAAGCAUAGAGCAAGGACACACAGCGCCAACAGCGGAAAGACAGAAAAGAGGAAGAGAGGGAAAGAGUGAGUGUGUGUGUAUUGGAUGGAGGGUGCAGAGAAAGAAAGAGAGGGGGAGCUAGAUGGGAAAAUAUGGAAAUGUAGAAAGAAAACAAUCAUGCUUUAUGUUUCCCCCUCUGUCCUAACCUCUCUCUUUUUGUCUCUCUUUCUCCGUCUCUCUUCUCUCUCUUUUUCUCGUGGUUUUUAUUGUUAUUACCACGGCAGCGCCAUUAGAGAGCUCUACGUUCUUCUCCACUGGAGCAAUAAAUGAAGAGGGCCUCACUCCUUUUUCCUCCUCAUCCUCUCCUUUCUCAUCCCUUCUUCAGGUCCCCACUCGACUCCUGUCUCACCUCCGGUCGCCUUCAGUUCUCUUUUGUCACCGCUGUUUUCCUUUCCCAUUUUCAAUCUUAUUCUCAUUCCUUCUCUUUACUUUUCCCUUAGUCCUUUUCACCUUACCGUUUCUUGUUUAUCUCCUCUCUUCCUCUAGCGUUUAAUUAUCUCCUUUCAUUUUUUUGUGUUAUUUUCACCUUCAUCUCCUUUCAUGGCAGACUAUCGUGAUCCACUCAUAACACAAACCUUAGGACUGUAUCCUACUUUGUAAAUGACACACACACACGCACACACAGGAUGUAGGGUGCAGUAAUACUUGUAAGGGACAGAUGUUGCAGCCAUGACAAAUCACCCUCUGUGAUUAAAUGCUGGUUUGCUCUGAGUACAAUGGAAACACGUUGGACCAUUAAUUAACGGUCCAAAUGCACAAACACGGCAGUCAAACAGCAACUGAAGACUCAUUACAUUACACUUCCUUGAUGUCAUCACUGUUGUGGUAUGUUAUGGUCACUACUGUAACCAGCCCUGUGACUUUGAGGCCUGACCUUUCAGAAAAGUAGACCUUUAAACAGAAGUCUAUGAGAAUAUGACACUUGAUAUAUC